ACUCCAGCACGACAUCCGAAACAUCCUACACAUCCCAAACACCCCCGACAACAACCAUGGAAUUCACAAAUACCCCCCUCUACGGCGGCGCUAUAACUGUCGACCUCCCCUCCAGCUUUGCCGACGCAUCACAAAUCCGCCAAAUCCCCGAUAACCAAGAAGUCUACCUCGACAACAGCGGAUACUCAUCUAUAGUAGUUGAGAUCCUGGAAUACGUGGACAAAUCCAGUGAUGAAGAGGCGUUGCAGUACCAUUUUGCCGAUUUGGUAGAUGGAACGGAUGAUGCAACGACGGUGGUUGAGCAAGUUGGUGCGAGCAUGAAGAGUUUGCCAUCAACCCCCCUCUUAACCCUCUCUUUUGUGCAAACUCCUCCAUCAAUCAACCCCCAUCCUAACCGCAAAACCCCGGAAUACACAUUUAUCCACCUCCUUCUUCUUCGUCUCAAAGAGCAGGAGACAGAUAUCUUGAUUACCAUCAAUGUGCCCCAUUAUCCCGGUGAAUACGAGAAGCCUGCUAUGGGACAGCAAGAGACGGAGCUGAUGAGGAGUAGUAAGCUGGUCAGGGAGAAGGUCUUGGAGACGUUUGAGGUCAAGGAGUGGGGCUUGUUUGAGGGAUGAUGGGGAUUGUGAGGGACUGAAGUGGAUCAGGGCAAGGGAAGAUGUAAAUUUGAGAAUUAGAGGGAUGAGUAUGUGUCAAGACUUGGAUAGCAAUAACCAACAUGAAUGUCUCGUAACAGUAACAUAUACAUGCUACUACUAGAGGCGUGUUCA
Pyrenophora tritici-repentis Pt-1C-BFP is the source of this 770-nucleotide messenger RNA. RefSeq names its product Mog1 domain containing protein. Lineage: Eukaryota; Fungi; Ascomycota; Dothideomycetes; Pleosporales; Pleosporaceae. The record is from RefSeq and is a predicted model, not a curated record. Gene Ontology annotation, cellular component: nucleus. Gene Ontology annotation, molecular function: small GTPase binding; guanyl-nucleotide exchange factor activity. Gene Ontology annotation, biological process: protein import into nucleus.